This is a messenger RNA of Coturnix japonica (Japanese quail), 3002 nucleotides long. Lineage: Eukaryota; Metazoa; Chordata; Aves; Galliformes; Phasianidae. The record is from RefSeq and is a predicted model, not a curated record.
GUUUCAGCAGGCGGCAGGGGAGGAGCUCGGCUACCGCUCGCUGCCUGGCACCGCGGCCGCUUCUUUCUGCUCGGCGCAGCUCGGACAGCGGCACUACUGCAGGCGGCCGGCACGGGCUGUCAUUUCCUGCAUGUAGGUCAGGUAACUCAGCAGCUUCACAAUGUGCGGUAUCUGGGCCUUGUUUGGAAGUGAUGAAUGCCUUUCUGUCCAGUGUCUGAGUGCCAUGAAGAUAGCGCAUAGAGGUCCUGAUGCAUUUCGUUUUGAGAAUGUAAAUGGAUUCACCAACUGUUGUUUUGGUUUUCACCGCCUUGCGGUUGUUGACCAGCUGUAUGGCAUGCAGCCGAUCCGGGUGAAGAAGUUCCCUUAUCUGUGGCUGUGUUACAAUGGAGAAAUCUACAAUUUCAAACAGUUGCAGAAGCAGUUUGGAUUUGAGUAUCAAACACUGGUAGAUGGUGAGGUUAUCCUUCAUCUUUACAACAGAGGAGGAAUAGAACAAACAGCAUCUAUGCUAGAUGGAGUAUUUGCUUUCAUCCUUCUGGACACAGCAAACAGAAAAGUGUUUCUGGCAAGAGAUACCUAUGGAGUCAGACCACUGUUCAAGGUGCUGACUGACGAUGGAUUUUUGGGUGUCUGUUCUGAGGCAAAAGGACUUAUCAACUUAAAGCAUUCAACAUCCUUAUUUCCUAAAGUGGAACCAUUUCUUCCGGGUCAUUAUGAAGUGCUGGACUUGAAGCCCUCUGGCAAGGUUGCGUCAGUAGAAGUAGUAAAGUUUCAUAGCUAUAAAGAUGAACCACUCCACGCUGCUUGUGAUACAGUGGAAAAUCUGCCUUCAGGUUUUGAUCUUGAAACAGUGAAGAGCAACAUCCGUGUUCUGUUUGAAAAUGCUGUUAGAAAGCGUUUGAUGGCUCACAGAAGGAUUGGUUGUCUUUUGUCAGGGGGCUUAGAUUCCAGCUUGGUUGCAGCUGUUCUUCUGAAACUGAUGAAAGAAAUGAACAUAAAAUAUCCACUACAAACCUUUGCAAUUGGGAUGGAAAACAGUCCUGAUUUACUGGCUGCCAGAAAGGUGGCAGCACAUAUAGGCAGUGAGCACCAUGAAGUAAUAUUUAAUUCUGAAGAGGGAAUUCAGGCAGUAGAGGAGGUUAUCUUCUCUUUGGAAACCUAUGAUAUAACAACAGUAAGAGCUUCAAUCGGUAUGUAUCUUGUCUCCAAAUAUAUACGCAAGAAAACAGACAGUGUGGUCAUUUUUUCGGGAGAAGGAUCAGAUGAGUUGACUCAAGGAUAUAUAUAUUUCCAUAAAGCACCAUCUCCUGAGGAGGCUGCAGAAGAGAGUGAGAGGCUUCUGAAGGAGCUCUACCUGUUUGAUGUACUCCGUGCAGACAGAACUACUGCAGCACAUGGUCUUGAGCUCAGAGUCCCGUUUUUGGAUCAUCGCUUUACUUCUUAUUAUUUAUCUCUACCAGCAGAACUGCGAAUUCCAAAGAAUGGAAUCGAAAAAUACCUUUUAAGGCAAUCCUUUGAAGAUUCCAACUUGCUUCCCAAAGAAAUACUCUGGAGACCCAAAGAAGCUUUCAGUGAUGGUAUUGCAUCAGUAAAGAAAUCCUGGUUUUCUAUUCUACAGGACUAUAUUGAUCAACAGGUUGAUGACCUUCUGCUGGAAAAAGCAGCGGAGAAAUAUCCAUUCAAUCCUCCUAGAACAAAAGAAAGUUACUACUACCGUCAGAUCUUUGAGAAGCACUACCCAGGGCGAAGCAACUGGCUGCCCCACUACUGGAUGCCAAGAUGGGUUAAAGCAACUGAUCCUUCCGCUCGCACAUUGAAACAUUACAAGUCAGCUGCUCAAGAGUAGCUGUUGAUAUAAUCCCCUAAAUACAAGUGCUGCAAGCAAUUUGCAUGCGCUCUCCUUUUAAAAGAAAAAAUAAAUAUGCGAGCCUAAAGCUUAAGUGGUCUUUGAGAAGGAUUUUGAAAAUAAUAUUGAAAAUAAGAGCUUUUUGUGGUUAUUAGUCUAUUAUAAAAUUAAUCCUGCUGUACCAAAAUUUUGAAAUUCAUGGGAAAAUACUUUAUAGAAGAGUUUGGUUCCUUAUGUGACUGUCUCAAAUGUAUUGAUUUGCCUCGCAGACAUUUAGUAUAUUUUAAUGUGAACUUGAGGCAAAGUGAUACAAACUGUUGUGCGUCCUCUGAGAAUAAGGCAAGUUCACCUGAACUGUUUAGUGAUUUGUACUCCUCAGUAUUGGGGUUUGUCUGUAUUACUCUGUUCUGACUUUUUUUCCAGUAAUUCAUGAGAACCUUGGUCUAGUUUUGGAAAGAAUAUGUAGCUGUGAAGAGGUGAUUACUAGUGUUGAUAACGGUGGUGGUAAUGGGUCAUACUUAAAUGAAACUAAUGGGAAUCUUCCUUGUUACUGCAAAGCCACAAGUUGUCCCUUUUGAAUCUUUUAAAUAUACCAUCUGUCUAAAGUUAGCCGUGACUGUUAUCAAAGAGAAGCUGAGUUAUGUCUUUGUUUCUAACUCAGGGUCUUCGACUUUUAAAUGUAUUUGUUAUUCUUGAAAACAGCACUAACUGGGUGAUUUGCGUCAGUCUGAUGGAAGUUACAUGACUAAAUAUUUCAAGCAUUUUUUCACUUACUGUGAGAUGGAAAGACUGACUGUUGCUGCUCAGCUGCGUGUGAUCAACUGUGUGAUGAGCCAGCCCUCUUAACCAUGGAUUGUAGGCAGACAAAGCACCUUCAAAAACAAUGGGAUUAGGGACCUUGCUUAAGAAAAUGGAAAAAGGAAAAGAAAACAGAUUUCAUUAAGAAUUUUUAAUGAUGUUAAGGACAAUUUUUUUAUUACUUGUGUAGGAACAGGGGCUGCUUUUUUAAAGGUAACAUGAAACAAAAGUAUGAGUGCUGCAGACUGACUUGACUACCAUCGUGCUAGACAGUAGUCUAGUUAAACAUCCCUCUUGACAAGGAAACCAAAGCCAUAAGCAAUUCUGAUAUUAAAAAAAAUAAUAACUCAUAAAGUGA